AUGGCCUACCAAGGCUCUGGCGCGCAUUCGCCCAGCUACGAUGAGAAUCAUCGUGCGCCGGACGUCCCUAACUCCCAGUAUGGACAAGACGACGAUGCGGCGCGGGGCCUCCUGUCUCAUCAACAGGGCCCCUUUGCGACUCCCUUUGACGACCCUCACUCACGCGGUGUUUCCCCCGUCCGCCCCGCCUCGGGAUACAGCUUGACCGAGACUUAUGCUACCGAGACCACUCCCACCUACAACGACCCCUACUCCGCCGGCUCUGUUUACUCGGGCCACUCCGACAACCCGGCCGCCGCCUUUGGAGUUCCUAACCGUGCCGCCUCACCUUAUGCCCGCAGUGAGACCUCAUCCACCGAGGCCUGGCGUCAGCGACAAGCCCCCGGCGGAGAAGGUGGUGGUGGCCUUCGUCGUUAUGCCACCCGUAAGGUCAAGCUGGUUCAGGGUUCCGUUCUGAGUGUGGACUACCCCGUCCCGAGUGCCAUUCAAAAUGCCAUCCAGGCCAAGUACCGCAACGAUCUCGAGGGUGGCAGCGAGGAAUUCACCCAUAUGAGAUAUACCGCGGCCACCUGCGACCCCAACGAGUUCACUCUUCACAAUGGUUAUAAUCUGCGUCCGGCGAUGUAUAACCGUCACACCGAAUUGCUCAUCGCCAUCACCUACUACAACGAAGACAAGGUCUUGACUGCACGUACACUGCACGGUGUGAUGCAAAAUAUCCGCGACAUUGUGAACUUGAAAAAAUCAGAGUUUUGGAACAAGGGUGGACCCGCUUGGCAAAAGAUCGUCGUCGCUCUAGUCUUCGACGGUAUUGACCCCUGUGACAAGGACACUUUGGAUCUUCUGGCCACUAUUGGUAUCUACCAAGAUGGUGUCAUGAAGCGUGAUGUUGAUGGCAAGGAGACCGUGGCCCACAUUUUCGAAUACACCACCCAGCUUUCCGUGACACCAACCCAGCAACUGAUUCGACCAACCGAUGAUGGCCCCAGCACCCUGCCCCCUGUGCAGAUGAUGUUCUGCUUGAAGCAGAAGAAUAGCAAGAAGAUCAACUCUCACCGUUGGUUGUUCAAUGCCUUUGGUCGGAUCUUGAACCCAGAAGUCUGUAUCCUGCUCGAUGCCGGAACCAAGCCUGGCACCAAAUCACUUCUUGCUCUCUGGGAAGCUUUCUAUAACGAUAAGGAUCUUGGUGGUUCCUGUGGUGAAAUUCACGCUAUGCUGGGUAAGGGUUGGCGCAACCUGAUCAACCCGCUGGUCGCAGCCCAGAAUUUCGAAUACAAGAUCAGUAACAUCUUGGAUAAACCACUGGAGAGUUCCUUUGGUUAUGUCUCUGUGUUACCCGGCGCCUUCUCCGCCUAUCGCUUCCGUGCUAUUAUGGGACGUCCUUUGGAACAGUAUUUCCAUGGUGAUCACACCCUAUCGAAGCAGCUGGGUAAGAAGGGUAUUGAGGGUAUGAAUAUCUUCAAGAAGAACAUGUUUUUGGCCGAGGACAGAAUUUUGUGUUUCGAGUUGGUCGCCAAGGCCGGCUCGAAAUGGCAUCUGACAUACGUGAAAGCCUCCAAGGGUGAAACUGACGUGCCCGAGGGUGCUGCCGAGUUUAUUUCGCAGCGUCGUCGUUGGUUGAACGGUUCCUUUGCCGCCGGUAUUUACUCACUGAUGCACUUCGGCCGUAUGUACAAGAGUGGUCACAACAUCGUCCGCAUGUUCUUCCUGCACAUCCAGCUGCUGUACAACCUGUUCCAGACAUUCCUCUCAUGGUUCUCUCUUGCCUCCUACUGGUUGACUACCUCUGUUAUCAUGGAUCUUGUGGGCACGCCGAGUACCAACAACAAGGACUCUGCUUUCCCAUUCGGCAAAAGCGCAACCCCCAUCAUCAACACCAUCAUCAAGUAUAUUUACCUGGGAUUCUUGCUGCUUCAGUUCAUCCUUGCUCUCGGAAACAGGCCAAAGGGCUCCAAGUUCUCCUACAUGGCCUCAUUCGUCUUCUUCGGUAUCGUCCAACUAUACAUUGUCGUCGACUCCCUCUAUCUGGUUGUUCGCGCCUUCAGUGGUGGUGCCCCGAUGGACUUCACCACUGAUGAAGGUCUUGGUGCAUUCCUCAAAUCAUUCUUUGGUUCUUCUGGUGCUGGUAUCAUCAUCAUUGCCUUGGCUGCGACCUUUGGUCUUUACUUCGUCGCCUCGUUCCUCUAUGCCGACCCCUGGCACAUGUUCACUUCCUUCCCGCAGUACAUUGUGCUCCAGUCCUCGUAUAUCAACAUUCUCAAUGUUUAUGCGUUCAGCAACUGGCACGAUGUUUCUUGGGGAACCAAGGGAUCUGACAAGGCCGACGCCCUGCCAUCUGCCACAGUCACCAAGGACGAAGGCAGUAAAGAAGCUGUCAUUGAGGAAAUCGAUAAACCGCAGGCGGAUAUUGAUAGCCAGUUCGAGGCUACUGUCAAACGUGCCUUGACCCCCUUCGUUGCUCCCGUUGAGCACGACGAGAAAUCGCUCGAAGAUUCCUACAAGAGUUUCCGUACUCGUCUCGUCACCUUCUGGAUCUUCAGUAACGCCUUGUUGGCGGUCUGCAUUACCAGCGAGUCCGUCGAUAAGUUUGGCUUCUCGAAUACCGCCACCGAGCGCUCUACACGUUUCUUCCAGGCUCUCCUGUGGUCCAACGCCGUGAUGGCCCUCUUCCGUUUCAUCGGAUGCUGUUGGUUCCUGGGUCGCACGGGUAUCAAGUGCUGCUUCGCCCGUCGCUAA
Molecule: messenger RNA, 2736 nt
Organism: Penicillium waksmanii
Lineage: Eukaryota; Fungi; Ascomycota; Eurotiomycetes; Eurotiales; Aspergillaceae
Gene: chsG
Product: chitin synthase class III
Exons: 5
Coding region: 1-2736 (911 amino acids)
Cellular component (GO): cell periphery; cell septum
Molecular function (GO): chitin synthase activity
Source: RefSeq, a predicted model, not a curated record